This is a messenger RNA of Arachis stenosperma, 660 nucleotides long. Its product is annotated as 3'-5' exonuclease-like. Gene Ontology annotation, molecular function: nucleic acid binding; 3'-5' exonuclease activity. Bases 1 to 660 code for a protein of 219 amino acids. Gene Ontology annotation, biological process: nucleobase-containing compound metabolic process. The record is from RefSeq and is a predicted model, not a curated record. Lineage: Eukaryota; Viridiplantae; Streptophyta; Magnoliopsida; Fabales; Fabaceae. The transcript has a single exon. Gene Ontology annotation, cellular component: cytoplasm; nucleus.
AUGUUUGGAUCAUCAUCAUCAUCAACAAUCCCUAAACUUGGAAUUAGUGGUGCGACAACCGUUUUAUUCAACCCUGACACUUCCAAAUACACUAUCAACUUUGAUGGAAAAGCAAUUGAGACCACAGUCACUGACAAAGCCACCAUUGUAGAUCAAUGGGUUCAAGAAAUCAACAUUCUAUACGCAGGAAAAUCAUCCGUUGUCGUCGGCUUAGACGUUGAAUGGAGACCACAUGCGAUUUCAUAUCUGAGCAACAAAUCCGCAACAUUGCAACUGUGCAUUGAUGAUAAGUGCCUUAUCUUGCAACUCUUCUACAUUGAUAAUUUGCCUCUUUCUCUCAAAAACUUCCUUAUGAACCCUAAUUUGACUUUUGUGGGAAUUGAGGUUGGUGAUGAUAUUUCGAAGCUUAGAAAUGAGUACGGUCUCAAUUGUGGUCGGCAUGCGGAUAUUAGAGAGCUUGCAAUGAAGAAAUGGCCCGGCCGGUUUCGCCGGCCGGGGUUGAAAGAUCUAGCUAAGGAUUUGGUGGGUUUGAAUAUGAGGAAGCCUAAGCAUGUGAGUAUGAGCAAUUGGGAAGAUAGGGUUUUGAGCAUUGAGCAAGUUGAGUAUGGUUGCAUUGAUGCCUAUGCUUCUUACAAGAUUGGCCACAAUCUUCUCAAUUAG